AUGUCAUGUAUUUCUAAAGUAACAUCUUGGUGGUCUAAUCUAAAGUCUGAAAUUUUGUUCCAAAAUUUCGCUCUCUCUCUCUCUCUCUCUCUCUCUCUCUCUCUCUCUCUCUCUCGCGCGCGCAGGCGCGCGCUGUCUGCAUUGUUGGCGGCCAUUUUUAUGAUUGCCGACGUUGAGAAGCUGGGUGAUCUCGACACCCCACCCGUUGCAAGCCUAGUCGGCGAAGUUUCUCUGAGCGUCGCUCAGGAACAAUCCACCUACUUUGCUCAACUUGAAUCCUCCUCUUGGAUUUGUCCUGCUUUAUCUCACAGUCCUUCACUCCUGCGCCCGCCAGAACCCUCUUUCAAGCGACGUAUUCUUCUCUCUGAAACCAUGAUGUUUGCCCUACAGUUUGCCUCUUCGACGCUCAAGGUCGACGCUGUCCGUGUCACGCGCCGGUCAAAGGGUACUAACCGCCUGGCCUUUGCCACCCGCACAGAGGGUAACAAAGGGGACCGGCGCAUGUCCACAGUUCUUGCCAAUGGCGUCCUGAAGCUCAGAGACGCUGUCGUCGGUGAAAGGGUCGAUGUUCUACAGAACCUCACCCAGCACCUGACACGCAAGGACGCCGGUGCUCACUGGCCCAUUGACCUUGAUUUCACCUCCCAAUCCGACUCUCAACUGGAGCUGAAUCUUGGGCCCCACACCCGACGACAUCUGGCCACAGACACGGCCCAUGCCCGCUUUUACAAGUACAGUGGCAUGCAACCUGACAUUCGCAAAGAUCAGGUCAAGGUGGCGCAUGCCAUCAUGCAGCACGAAGAUGUCUUUAUGCACUAUGGCAUCCAGCCUCCCACUCUGGCUGAGCUGUAUCUCGGUGUCGUCACCCCGGACCCUGGUCUGAAGACGAACCUUCUGGCUGAAGCUUAUCUUAUGAUGCUCUACUUUGUUACGGCAGUCACCCUCGCGUCGAGGGUCCGUGUUCCAGCCACAUUUUGCUUGGAGGGGCAAGCGCAAAGACCGGGUUUGGAACGCCUCUGUGCCUUUGGGCCGGUCGAAGGCGCUGAAAAGGUCUUGGAUCUGCAAGACAACGACACGGCGAAAAGUGCGCUGGCGCGUUUGAGCUCGCACAUUGCGAUACGCACCCAUGUCAAAGGACAAGUCAAGUUUGCUGGAGCUUCGACUGUUUGA
Messenger RNA from Monosiga brevicollis MX1, 1170 nucleotides. RefSeq lists its product as uncharacterized. The transcript is spliced from 12 exons. Bases 1 to 1170 code for a protein of 389 amino acids. The record is from RefSeq and is a predicted model, not a curated record. NCBI's taxonomy places the organism in Eukaryota, Choanoflagellata, Craspedida, Salpingoecidae.